CCGGAGAGGCCUGUAAAUGGAUCCAGCGGCUUUGCGUGAAAGUCCUGCGGGUUCAGGGGCUGCUUUGGCGGAGGAGAGAGGAGGAAAUCGGGCGCCGGAGGAGGAGGAGACCGGUGAGGGACGAGAGGCUGAUGGAGAGUCCGAGGAAACUGACCUUGAGAGUAGAGACUCCAAAUGUCCAGAUGAAAACUCACUACAUGGAAAACUGACUGAGGAGGAACUGGAUCCUAGAAUCAAGGAGGAACUAGAAUGUCUAAAUGAGACCAGCGAGGAGAUCAACAAGAUGGAGCUGGAACUGCAAGAAGUUCGGUCCAGCCACAGAAGGAUAAUGAGUGAAUCUGUGCUUAAACUGAAGGCCAAAAGUUCAGAACUGGGUUCAUGCAUUGAGAAGGCCAGACCUUACUAUGAAGCACGAAGAAAAGCAAAAGAGGCCCAGCAGGAGACCCAGAAAGCAGCACUCAGCUUUGAGAGAGCAGUUUCCAUGCACUCGGCUGCUCGAGAGAUGGUUCAUGUGGCUGAACAGGGUCUCACCGUAGUAAAAACACUGGAUCCAACCUGGCAGGAGAUGUUGAAUCACGCUACCGCGAAGGUGAACGAGGCUGAAGAGGAGCGAUUAAAGAGUGAGCACGAGCACAUGCGCGUCACUCAGCUGUGUCAGGAGGCUGAAGCCCGAGUGCAGGAGCUCCAGAAAUCCCUUAAGAGAGCCAUCGUCAAGUCCAAGUCUUACUUUGAGCUUAAAGCUCAGUUUAAUGACAUCCUAGAGGAGCACAAGGCAAGAAUUUUACAGUUAGAAGAUCGUAUUUCCAAAGCCAAGGUCAACUAUUCCAGCACUCUGCGCAACCUGGAGCAAAUCAGCGAGGAGAUUCACGCGCAGAGGGGACAGGACCAAACGAUGAACGGACCAAUCAGCACGUGCAGUGGGCGGAGUCCUCCUGUAGGAGCAGAGACCGUUAGCAGCACAGGUACAGAGGGCGGAGGCUAUAUGAGACCAAAUAAGUGGGUGCAUGGAAAAGAGGGCAUGGCUAUUUCCAGGGAGUGGGUGGAGUCUAAUCCAGACUGGGUGGACAUGGGAAAAGGAGCGGUGACACGAUCUGGUUCAGACUCUCUUUCCAUGGUCAGCUUCCGGACCAUCAAAUCUGAUCUUGAAAAGUAUGACUCGGUCGAACAUCUCAGUCGACUCAGCAGUUUUUCAGGGGAAGAAAGCGAGAAAGAUGGGAAGGAUAAUAAGCUAAAGAAUAACAUCGACAUUUCAGAGGAGUUCCUCAAACAACACAUCAGAAGUGUCAGUUUAUGAUUGCGACUUUAAAUAAUAAUGUUGUUGUUUUAAUAGUUUUGAUAGUUUGAUUCUUGAUUCUUGACUGACAAAGACACUUGUUUAAUUUGUAUUUAUUGAGGAUUUUUAUUAGUACUUGAAAAGGAGACCGACCAAAAUAUGAUAGUAAUAUUAAUGAAUAUUAUUUUGAACUCUGAUUAAAUAAUUUUUACUCAACCCUUACAUGAGAAAUUUGCCCUCUUUUGGGUAGUUCAAAAUAACUGACAAUAUUUGUACUGCCAGUAGUUCUCUUUUAUUAGCCUAAUUAUUAAAUACUAACACAUAUUUCCCUUCCAUCCUAUUAAGCACCUUUGUUUUUCUAUGCAAAUGUAUAAAGCUGUAUUUUAAGAACGCUUCGGAUAUUAUAAUCUCUGUAGCUGACAUAAUGAUAUAACGAGGCCGUUACGCUUUGUGGUGAACUUUUGUUUGCUUACUGACACUCUUUGAAGGUAAAACCCCAUUAAUCAUCAGUUAUGGCCAGGAUCUAAAAUGUCACUAUCGUUUUCAGCUUAUUUUUAACUUAUCGUCUAUUUAUUUUAACAUAAAUCUCAUGCUGACUUUGAUAAGUGGGUUCACAAAUAAAUGACUAACACUGCUAGGUAGUUAUUUCUGCAUGCAUGAGGCUUACUUUGUUUGUCUCAUUUGCAUUCGAUUUAUAACUAUUGAAAUACAGAUCGUGUGCUGUUGGAGAAAUAAAGUAUUGAAUGAUUUGUUUUUAAUUCUCAGGCCAGGGUUUGUAAAACGCCUGCCACUGAACGUGUUUUGCUGUUUCAGACAAUCACUUUUUCUAUAUUUCAGAAUUUAUUUUGAUUAAAGGAAUUUGCAGGCAUUAUCAGAUGCGGUUUUUCAUGAUCUGUGUGCUUUGUACACCUUUGCAAACUCAGCGUGAGCAUCGAAUGUUGUUAUGUUGUUGUGUUUUGUUAGUGUUCUGUAUGAAGAUAUGCACAGUGUCGUGACAUUUGUGGCAUCUGAUGGAACAAUAAAUAUGUGAAAAUCUA
Danio rerio (zebrafish) is the source of this 2310-nucleotide messenger RNA. It is a transcript of the gene sh3bp5la, whose product is annotated as SH3-binding domain protein 5-like, a. Gene Ontology annotation, molecular function: guanyl-nucleotide exchange factor activity; SH3 domain binding. Lineage: Eukaryota; Metazoa; Chordata; Actinopteri; Cypriniformes; Danionidae. Gene Ontology annotation, cellular component: cytoplasm. Gene Ontology annotation, biological process: intracellular signal transduction. The record is from RefSeq and is marked provisional.